CAAAAGCUUAAGCCUUCAACAGUGGUAUCAGAGCCUCCCUUUCUCAAACGAGAAUUUUCCAAUACCCAUGGCCUCCUCCAACAGCACCACCCCUGCAGUUGGUGAAACAACCCCCAAUUCCGCUGCCACUUUCCUCACUCCAACCAAUCGAGGCCUUAUCUCUUUCAAUGCUGGCGCUUUCCCUCUCAAGCUCACCCCGAACAACUACCCAUCCUGGCGAUCUCAAUUCACCAGUUUACUUGCUGGAUAUGAACUUCUUGAAUUCAUUGAUGGCACACAUCCUUGCCCAGUGGCCACUGACCCACUUUACCGUCCUUGGGCUCGACAGGACCAGCUCCUGCGUCAUGCUCUCAUUACCUCUGUCUCUGAGAGCAUCACACCCUAUAUUGCUGCUGCUCCUACGGCUCAACAUGCAUGGGAAACCCUUGAGAAACUCUAUGCCAACCGUUCCCGCACUCGAGUCAUCACCCUCAAGGAACGGCUGCAAAAUUUGCGCCGAGAUGGCCGUCCUGUCUUCGACUAUCUCCGCUCCAUCAAAGCUAUUGCUGAUGAACUAGGAACUGUUGAUCGCCCCCUCACAGAUGAUGAUCUCACCGUCUACAUCCUAAAUGGAUUGGGUCCUGAGUUUCGUGAAAUUGCAGCCUCCCUUCGUACUCGUGACUCCUCUUUGUCUUUUGAUGAUCUCCAUGAUCGGCUGGUGGCCCAUGAAGAGAGCCUAAAACGAGAUGAACCCAAACUUGACUCCGCUCCGGUGAGUGCCAUGUUUGCUGCUUUUCCUAACUCACAAACUGUUGCAGGUUCCUCCUCUUCAUCUGCUGGUCUUCUUCCCACGCCACCUGGUGGUCGACUUGCUCCAAGCAGCAGGAGCCCUCGCAAUGGCCCAAUCUCAAGCCGGCCCCCUAUCAAUAGAAGGCGUGGUCCUUUCCCUCAGUUCCCCAACAGGCCUGCACCCAUCAUCUGCCAGCUUUGUGGUACUCCUGGUCACUCUGCUCGCACUUGCUCUCUCUUUCAGACACAACAAGGCCCUCUUGCUAGCAUGGCUACAUCCUCUGUUGGGUCCCCUGAUACUUGGCUUUUGGAUUCUGGAGCAUCUCACCAUGUCACUACUGACCUGGCCAACCUUGCAUUACACUCUGAAUAUCAUGGACCAGACGAACUCCAAAUAGGUGAUGGAACAGGUUUGUAAAUUACACAUGUGGGGCACUCCACACUUUCUACUCCCUCUACCUCUAUUCCCUUGCAUAAUAUCUUAUGUGUUCCCAAUGCAUCCCGCAACCUAUUAUCUGUUUCUCAAUUAUGUGAAAGCGCUAAUGCCUAUGUUGAAU
Messenger RNA from Rubroshorea leprosula, 1325 nucleotides. The record is from the annotation of a GenBank genome assembly. NCBI's taxonomy places the organism in Eukaryota, Viridiplantae, Streptophyta, Magnoliopsida, Malvales, Dipterocarpaceae.